Dicrocoelium dendriticum is the source of this 578-nucleotide messenger RNA. The record is from the annotation of a GenBank genome assembly. NCBI's taxonomy places the organism in Eukaryota, Metazoa, Platyhelminthes, Trematoda, Plagiorchiida, Dicrocoeliidae.
GCUACAUCAGGAUGGUGCAGCAAAGUAGAAAUAUCACUCUGCACAGUGCGGUGAAGCAGGCUGAUUUUGAGGCAGUCAGACAAAUGAUUUCCGAUGGUGCUAAUGUAAAUGAGAUUGACGACUUGAACUUUACACCGUUGCACAGGACAGCAAACGUUGGUGCAACUGAGAUAUUGCAAUUUUUGUUGUGGAAAGGAGCAGACCCUAUGAUUGUUACAGACCGUGGCUGGACAGCGGUUCACAUAGCAGCGAUCCGAGGUCACGAGGCUUGUGUCCAAUCGCUGGCCGAUCAUGGAGUGUGCCUGUCUACGCAGGACAACAAUGGACUCAGUCCAGGCCACCUGGCUGCUAUUCAUGGGAACUCAUCCUGUCUUUUGUCUCUGCUGCGGGCCGGCGCGGAUGUGGAAACGACGGAUAUACAUGGUUGGACCAUGCUCCAUUGUGCAGCAUUCCACGGUCGUCUUGGCUGCGUGCAACUGCUGUUGCGAUGGGGUUUCCGUUUGGAUGAUACUGACAACGGUGGUAACACAGCAGGUAUCAAUUCUACCUUUUUGGUCUAUGUUAUACGCAUAUCUUAA